AUGUCAAUUCCGAAGAAAUUGAAGCUUGAUAACAUGGUGAAACAAAUCUGUACCCAUUCGGGAUCAUUCCAUGCUGAUGAGGCACUUGCCGUAUAUAUGCUGCGUCUUUUGCCCGAGUUCAAAGACGCCAAGAUCCUAAGAUCGCGAGUUCCAACCGACUGGGACCAAAGUGACAUCGUGGUGGAUGUCAGUGGUAAAUACGAUGGUGUCAAAUUCUUUGACCAUCACCAACGUGAAUUUUUCGAGACUUUCGAUGGGGAGCACAAGACUAAAUUGUCAAGCGCAGGUCUAGUUUACAAACAUUUUGGUCGUGACAUUAUCAAGAGCAUUUUGGGUGGACCUUCCAAGGAUGAUGUUGAGAUUCUUUAUUUGAAGGUUUACAAGCAGUUUAUUGAAGCAUUAGACGCUAACGACAAUGGUAUCAGCAAAUUUGAUGCCGAAGAGGCCAACAUCAAGCCAAAAUUCUCAGACACGGCGAUCACCAUUCCAGGUAUAAUUAGUGGAAUGAAUCCUAACUGGAAUGAUGACUGUUCAGCUGAGAAAUUUGAUGAGCAGUUUUUCAAAGCUAGCUCUUUCAUCGGUGGUGUCUUUGUCAAUUUGGUCGAUGGCUACGGUAAAUCCUGGCUGCCAGCUAAGGAACUUGUCCAGGAAGCCGUCAAGAACAGAAAGAAUGUUGAUAAGAGCGGUAAAAUCAUCAUUCUGAAGCAAUUCUGCCCGUGGAAGGAACACCUGUUCGAAGUGGAAAAGCAAUUAGGUAUCAAGGACGAAAUCGAGUUCGUGCUGUUUGAAGACAGCAGUAAGACCUGGAGAGUCUCUACAGUACCAAUCUCUGCCAGCUCUUACAAAUUUAGAAAGGGUCUACCAGAACCUUUUAGAGGUCUAAGAGACGAAGAGCUAAGCAAGAAAUCUGGCAUCCCAGACUGUGUCUUUAUCCACGCGGCUGGCUUUAUCGGUGGUACCAAGACCAAAGACGGAGCUUUGAAGAUGGCACAAAUGUCUUUGUAG
Torulaspora delbrueckii is the source of this 1005-nucleotide messenger RNA. It is a transcript of the gene MYG1, whose product is annotated as Myg1p. NCBI's taxonomy places the organism in Eukaryota, Fungi, Ascomycota, Saccharomycetes, Saccharomycetales, Saccharomycetaceae. The record is from RefSeq and is a predicted model, not a curated record. Gene Ontology annotation, cellular component: cytoplasm; nucleus. The coding region runs from base 1 to 1005 and encodes 334 amino acids. The transcript has a single exon.